This is a messenger RNA of Condylura cristata (star-nosed mole), 887 nucleotides long. It is a transcript of the gene TMEM140, whose product is annotated as transmembrane protein 140. NCBI's taxonomy places the organism in Eukaryota, Metazoa, Chordata, Mammalia, Eulipotyphla, Talpidae. The transcript is spliced from 3 exons. The record is from RefSeq and is a predicted model, not a curated record. Bases 219 to 872 code for a protein of 217 amino acids.
CUGGCGGUCCAGGCAUCUGUCCACCCACCAUCACCCUCCGGCCACACUCUCUGUCGGAGGCUGACAUUAGGGAGCCAGAGAGAACCACAAAUCCACCAAACCUGACUGACUGCUCUGCCUUUCAGCGAGCAUUCCUGUGGCUUCUGCAUCCUUUUUUAAGGAAAAACCAGGCAGAGGGACGCUCGGUCACAAGGACGCACCAUCAGUGGGAGAGCUGCAUGGACCACAGGCCACACAGCCUCCAAGUUGGUGCCCGAACCAGGUGCCCACAGUCUCCUCUACGUCAGGGGCACGGAAAGCAGCCCGGGGAGGCACAGGAGAAAAUGGUCCCCCCACGGCCGGGGUGGUGGCUCCAACUGCUGUUCCUGGGCAUCCUGGCCCUCGCAGUCACCGUCAUCUCCCUGCUGUUCUACGCUCUGCUCUGGAAGGCCGGCAACCUCAUCGACUUGCCCAACAUGAGAAUCGGCUUCUACAACUUCUGCCUGUGGAACGAGGUCACCGGCUCCCUCCAGUGCUACCAGGACCUGGGGGCGCUGCAGGUGCCGCAAGCCGGCCUGGCCUUGGCCAGGCUCGGCGUGUACGGAGCCCUGGUCCUCGCCCUCUUCGUCCCCCUGCCUCUGCUUCUGGCCUGGUGCAAACGUAACAACGGAGAGUGGCAGCUGGCCGUGGUCUUCCUGGGCGUGUCCUCGGUGCUGCUGGCCAGCGGCCUGGGCCUCUUCUUCACCUGCACGUGGAGGUGGAUCCAGCUCCCCCUCUUGGGUCCUGGCUUUGUGGCGCUAGGCCUGGCCCAAACCUUACUCAUUGUCUUGCUUAUUGCCACAAUGGCCUUCCCUCGGAGGGCAGGAAUGGAGAGCAAGCUGGAGAGCUACUAGUGCUGCCCUCAGGCU